Molecule: messenger RNA, 3128 nt
Organism: Galleria mellonella (greater wax moth)
Lineage: Eukaryota; Metazoa; Arthropoda; Insecta; Lepidoptera; Pyralidae
Product: ataxin-7-like protein 1
Exons: 1
Coding region: 519-2657 (712 amino acids)
Source: RefSeq, a predicted model, not a curated record
UCACCAAAUGAAUGACCAUAGAGCAUAUUGGUCUUUACAAAUACUCAAAAAAGUGUUGAUGCUUUCUAUAGUAAAUUACAACCAACCAAACAGAAAUUUUAGACAUUUUAUUUGUGUUAAGCAAGUUUAAUAUCACAUAAAUAAAGCUUGAUAAACAAGAGUAUCAAUAAAUUUAUAUGUCAACAGCGUUAUUAUAAUCAUCAUCGACAAAUGGAAGUGUUUCAUGGUGGAGAAAAACUUACAAUCUGCAUAAUCAGCUGUCAGUGAAAUAGAUCAUCUGUCCCUGUAAAUAUAAAAGCUGAAACAAUCAUAACACAUUUUAUAUCAGUGAAUGUAAAUAAUGAGGUAAACAAUCUCGGUACAAUGUGACCCUGAAUGUGCAUACGACGGCAGGGAUAUCAAAGCAGAUAUGGGAUAAUAACCUAUCAUCGGAGCGAGGUGGUACUGUCCCGCUAUGGCUGGACAUCCGUGAGCUGUCGCGCAUGUUUCUUCACCAGAAUAUCAUUGAAAAGUGAAAUAUGUCCGGCGACUUUCCCUUCGUGGCAAAGAUAGUGAGCCCAGUGAAGUGCAAUGAGAAACCUUGGAAUCAUUGGGUGAGCGAGAUUGGGCAUGUGUCGCCGCGGCGGGACGAUGAGGUGUUCACGUCGCCGGCGCCGGUGGAGAAGGGCGGGGCGUCCGCCCGCCGCAGUCACGACUCGCACCCAUACAAGGUGUCGGAUCGGGCACGGUACAGGCGCGCGGGCCUCAACCGCCUCAAGUAUGAGAGCAUGAGCCUCCACGGUCUGUUCCCCCAGAUGGACAAUUUAAACGCGGCUGUGUGUCACAUGUGCGGUGAUAUAGUGAAAUGUAGUGCGGCUUAUAGACAUUUGCUGGACUCUCAUUCGGGUAUGGACCCUCUUUUACCGCCGCCGCCGCCUGCAACCACAGUCAGGAAUCGGAGCCGGCAUAAAAAGGAAGCACCACCUCCCUUACCUGUAGACCUGAUGCCAGUGAAGAUGGAGACUUCACCAGUUCACAAUGCUACCGCCCCACUGUCAAGGAUAGUUUUACCGCAGCCAGAGCUGCAGUAUCUGGAUGAAGCUAGUACAUCCUCAGCAGUGACUGGGGAAGUUCAAGUGUGUGUAGAAAGUGGAGAGUUACCUGUGGUCAGUAUACAGGAUACAGAGGAUUUGCCGCUUGGAGAAAAUAUAACUGAUGAUAUAUUUGCAAUUAUGAACUCUGAAGGCAUUCAAAGUGCUGAUGACAUUACAAAUGCUGCAGACUGGAAGAAUAUUAUAAGAGAUAUAGGUAAUAUGCAAGAGAUUAAUUUUCCCCAAACCACCGAACCUGUACAAUCACAAGAUUUGUAUGGGCAAAUACAUGCACCAAACCUGUCCGCAUAUACAUUAUCAGAUACUGAUUUAAGUAAUAUCCAGUUUGCACCGAAUACUUCCCCAAUGCUACCAUCUGUGAUAGAUGCGAACGUUCACAGCACGCAAGCUUUAAAACCGCGGGCGUCUACGCCGAGCACGCCCUCCACCAAGUCACAAUCUAGAUCAAAAACAAGCAAAACGAAAUUUAAUUUACGAGAAUACGACCCGAACAAACACUGCGGCGUGGUCACUGUAGAGAAUCCGAAACCUUGCACAAGGUCCUUGACUUGUAAGGCUCACGCACUGUCCCUGAGGAGGACGGUGGACGGCCGGUCGAAGCCAUUCGACACGCUGCUAGCGGAGCACCGAGCGUCGCGAGACGCGGGCGCGACGGCCGCAGCCGCAGCCACGACCGCAGCCGCCGCGCCGCUCGUGCUGCACACACCCGCGCCGGCGCCAGUGCCGGCCGCGCCGCCCGCUUCUGUGCCGCUCAACCUCCCACCGCUCCUAGUCAAUACGAUAGAUCUCAGCACCUUCAAUGGGCUCACGGCCGAGCAACAGGUGCACGUAGAGAACAUCUACGAGAGCCUCCUCAAUGUAGACGAUCCCAAUUCGGUGCUGCCGGAUACGUCAAGUAUCACCUCGCUGCUCAGCCAGCCAUUGACGACGGACCCGUUUAUAAUGCCGGACGACGCGGAGAUACCUACCACCGUGCCCAUACUGAGUAUAACACCGCCCGUGGAGCCCGCGCCGUCCGCGCGGAUAGACGAGAAGCCGGAUGAGGGACCGCCACCCCUCGUCCCUUCCGACGUGUGCUGGUACUCGUCGUGUCCGCGUCCCCUCGCCCUCUGUACCUUCAACGCGUCGCAUGCCGGCGGCGCGAUUACAUUAGGAAAAAAAUUCGCCACCGUACGGAGUAACAUAAAGUCUUCGCUGUCACGGUCGCAGUGCAAGUCGACGGGCGGCACGAACAAUUAUUACUACAAUCAGAACGCCCUGUCGUUGUCGAAAAGUGUGCAUAUGAACGCUAGUAAAACGAAUAAGCCGGAAGUGCGUAAACUCAUAGUGACGUGUAGUGCUACUAGUAGUGGUAAUAAGGAGGUGCAACAGACGUUGAGUGAACUGUUCGGUGGUAGUGAGGUGCGGCACACGAUGAAUGGACACGUGGGGCACAUGGGGCUCGCGGGCGCAGCGGGGCACAAGCCCCGGUCGAGCGGCGGCUCGCUGAAGCACUCGAAGCGGCCGUCGCCCGCCGUGCUCGACCUCGGCUUCUCCCUCGACGUUCUCGCCGACGAGAAGUGCUGAGCGUUAUAAGCAAUCAUCGGUUGUGUAGUCGCAUAUUGUAUAUUUAUUUUUCUGUAAAGAAUCGAAUCGGACUCACGUUGUAAAAAGUAAAGUAAUCACGAAUUUUAUCCCGAUCGGAGUUUAAUGUUACGAUAAUGUUAAAUCUCAUUUUUUUGUCGAGAAGCGAAUUAAUAUUUGUAUUAUUUUGUAUAUUAUUUAUAAGAUUUUUUUUAAAAAAAAAACAACAUCUCCGAUGCAAAGUCGGUCUGUGUCAAUGAAUUAAAAUAGCUUAAUAUACAGAAUGGUUGUAUUUUUUCGAAAUGACAUAUUACACAUUGUUGAUACUGAUUGAAUACUGAUAAAUGGCCUAGAUUAAUAAUGGUUUAAUGUGAUGAAAAUUUCCAUGUAAAAAUAUAAAUACUAUGAUAAGUCUAUCCGUAAUAGUAAAACGCCUCCUUUUGAAAAUAAAGGCAAAUACCUCAAUAACUAAAA